UUCCACCUUCCCCAUUUUUCUCCUUUUCAAAAAACCAAUUUUAAAACAUUUUUGUUUUUCAUUUCUAUCUAUUUAUCUGCUAUUUUUAUCAGAAUUCAAUAGUCUUCCUUUCCCAUCUCUUCAGUUCACACGCCUUGUCUUCUCUAUAUAUUUGCCACCACCACUGCCUCUCUUCUUCCAUAAAUCCUCAAUCAUCUCUUUCAUUAAUUUUCUUUUUUUUUUAUUUUAUUUUCCCUUUGCACUCCAAUUGGUAAAGCAAAGAUGGCUAAACUUGUUAACCUUUUCGUCCUAACCCUCCUCCUCGUUUCCACUCUAUCCUUUGCCGCCCGCUCUGGCCCAGCUUUCCCUCACGACUCUCCUGCAAAAAUCCAAGCUGAGGGUGUAGAGACAGAGCUGAAUAAUGAUGCGGUUGAAGAUCGCUGUGAAGGAGUUGUUCAAGAAGAGUGUUUGAUGAGAAGAACUGUUGCUGCUCAUAUUGACUAUAUCUAUACUCAGAAGCAGAAUCCAUGAGACACUUUCCCUUCUUCUCUUCUUCUUCUUCUUGUUCUUAACUAUGAAUUUGUUAUACGUGUUAGUGUUUUCUACUUUUUCUGGGGUUUGUUUCUUCCUUGAUCACACUGGGGAUGUCAUCAGAGGUCUGUAUCUUCCAUAUUCUGAUCAAGUUUGGUAAAAAGGGUUUGAACUUGUCAUAUAUUUUCUAAAAUUUUCAUAAUGCUAAACAUAUAAUAAUUUGGUGUGCAUAACAUCAAAAUAUUAAGCUUAUGUUAACAGUCUUUUAACUGUUUCCUCUUUCUAAUGCUGCAUUUGAUCAAUUUUCCUUUAAUGCUUUUGCUACAUAUAUUAUUUAAUUGGUUAGUGAAUGCUUCUGUUUAGGGAUCGGAAGAUAUUCAUGAAUCAUGAUUGCAAAACCAUCACUAAUGCAGGGCUGGGAACAGCUGUUAAUCACAUAUAUAGUGCAUG
This is a messenger RNA of Durio zibethinus, 960 nucleotides long. Its product is annotated as phytosulfokines 3-like. Gene Ontology annotation, cellular component: extracellular region. The record is from RefSeq and is a predicted model, not a curated record. Gene Ontology annotation, biological process: cell population proliferation. Gene Ontology annotation, molecular function: growth factor activity. Lineage: Eukaryota; Viridiplantae; Streptophyta; Magnoliopsida; Malvales; Malvaceae.